AUGACCCCAAAGCCCUACUCCAGACCACAACCACGACAGCAACCGCAGCAACAGAUCCAGAAAGGAGGCUAUCAACAAAGGCCGACGGGAAAAAUCCAAUGCUUUCAUUGCCAACAAUUGGGGCACAAAAAGAGCGAAUGCCCCCAACUCCCUCCAUCUGGGUACCAAGGAGGAGGUUCCGGAGCAAAUGCCCAGGCAUUAGGUGGGCAGAAGCCUUGGACGAACAAGACAGGAUCGAUCGGGCAGCAGCACCAAAAGAGUGGGGGAACUCAGAACGCCAAGACUAGUGGCAACCAAAAGGCAACCAGCAGAAUCUUUGCCUUGCAAGAGGAAAAAGCAGACCCGUCUGUAAUUGAGGGUAAUUUAGUGCUAUACAAUUCUUUGGUGCAUGUUUUAUUUGAUACUGGUGCAUCACAUUCUUUUAUAUCCUCUGCUUGUGCUAAGUCAUUAGAACUUACAUGUGAACCUUUAGAAACUGCCUUAAAUGUAAUGUCACCUAUGGGAGGAUGCGUUCAGAUAGGAUUGAUCUGUAAGGACUGUAAGAUAGGAAUGUCGAACCUACACUUAAUGUGCGACCUUCGUGUCAUGGAAAUGUCGAACUUCGAUAUCAUUUUGGGCAUGGACUGGUUGUCUGCCCACCGAGCAGUGAUCAACUGUCAUCAGAGGAAAGUGGUAGCUCACACGCAAGAUGGAACUCGUUUCCAGUUUAAGGGGGAUAGAUAA
This is a messenger RNA of Camellia sinensis, 723 nucleotides long. Lineage: Eukaryota; Viridiplantae; Streptophyta; Magnoliopsida; Ericales; Theaceae. The record is from RefSeq and is a predicted model, not a curated record.